This is a messenger RNA of Hydractinia symbiolongicarpus, 2720 nucleotides long. RefSeq lists its product as uncharacterized. The transcript has 3 exons. The record is from RefSeq and is a predicted model, not a curated record. Bases 1 to 2589 code for a protein of 862 amino acids. NCBI's taxonomy places the organism in Eukaryota, Metazoa, Cnidaria, Hydrozoa, Anthoathecata, Hydractiniidae.
AUGAUAAAGAAAGAUGAGAAAAUAUGUGUAAACUUUGUCUUGCUACCCCAAGUCAUAUGCAUCAUCAUUAUUUUCGUCGGGGAAAUUCCCCCAAAUAUUUUAGCUGGGAAUGUUUGGGAAGAUUUUAUCGUUAAAUUGAUUUGCUUCGUUACUAGGCGUGCCUUGAAAACUGCUUUUCGACAAGAAAAAGACGACAAGAACGAGAAUCAGCAGGACUUGACACGUGAUCAUACAAACCGGUUUCUACUUACGCCCGCAUUACAUUCUGAAACGUCCGAUCCUUCGAAAGACGAGACGGUCAAUAAUCGAUUUGUUUCAGACACAACAGAUACAAACACGACGCAACAUGCGGAACGAUUUCGUACGAAGGAAAUUGACACGGAUAAUGUAACGUCAGCCGAAGAGGACUUGCAGACACGUUUACUAAAGGACAAAGAAAUGCUCAACAACACCACGAUUAACGAACAGAAAAGCGAACGAUUUCGUUUAAUAACUGAUCAACUAAAAAAUAUCGAAAAAGAAAUCGUUAUGUUACAUGGAGCGAACGAUAAUUUUGAAAAUCGUUUUUAUAGGAACGAGAGUGGGAAAAACACCUCCGCUGCGGUAGAGAGCGGUGUGAUGAAGUCUGACGUAUCCAAAUGGAAAACACGGUUAACUCUGCCGACAUUGACGGAAGAAAAAAAUGAUCGUUUCCAUGCCAAUGACGUCCUAAUAACUGAAAUGAAUCCAGCAAAACUUGACAAUGCAAGGUCGUCAGAAAGUACAUACAGCGAAGCAAGUGAGACAUCACCACAGAGAAACGUCGAAGAAGGUACCCCUUUAGCGGACAUUGAUUUAGAUUCUGACAAAAUGCACCAUUUAGUUAACGAAGUGCUAUUACAACCAAAGUUAAGAACAUUCAACGAAGAAUUUAAAAAUGACCAGCUCUUGGAAGAGUUGCUAACACAUCGGCGAUUACACUAUAUGCAAAAUAAAUCCAGUGAAGCGAGAUAUAAGAGAACAUUGAAAGUGUUACACCUAAAAAGAAGGAAAAAAGGCGUGAUGGGAAAAACUAAAAGACGUAGUCAUCGUUUGGGUAAACGAGUAAAGGCAGUAAAUGCUAGCAAAAGAGGCAAUGUUGUGGAACCCACAAACGAACUCAACUACGUCAUAACAACCGUAACGUCUGAUUUAAAUUCAGGAGAGCCGUUUCUCGUUGCUAACGUUAAAUUACCUAGAGAUAAACGAUUUCAACGUCAUUGCAUGGAAAAAAUUAUGGCCGACGUUAGCAAUACUAAUUCUGAAGCUGAAAAAAAGUUACCCGUGUUUAUUAUGGGAGACUUUCAUUUCGAUCAUUUAACCGGUGCAGACGAUACGGGAGAUAUCUAUAAAAUUUUAAACAAUUUACAAAUUGAUGGAGAUAAUUAUCAUGCACCAAUCAUAUACAGCGAAAAAGAUCCAAUCACAACCGUGUACGGCCGUCGCUUUGACAACAUUUUAACAAACAUGAAUCUAAAAGGUAACCUUAAAACGAUCGGUCCAGAUUUGCCUGUUGAACCGGAACCGAUUAUUCUACCGUUGACAUUACAAAGACUUUAUAAUAAUUAUAUGACGGCCUUGUACUCUUCGGAUGGCGGAGAGUCGGAUUCAAUCUAUGAAUGUAUUAAAGCAUUUCAGCUAGCAGGCAAAUCUGAGCUGAAUAACGUCGUUUGUAAAGAUAGCUGGGUCCCUUCAAGCUUCAUAAGCGAUCACUUGCCACUGCAGGUAAAAGUAAAAAUAAAAGUUCCAGGAAAGUCUUCUCCGAUUGAGAUUAACAUUGCGAGUUGGAAUAUUCAAGGCGAUACUUUUAAAGAACGAUUGAUGGAUCCUGCUGUGAAAAAGCAAUUCUUUUCAUACUUGAAGAACUUCAAUAUGGCUGUCUUUCAGGAAUUUCCAGGACAUGAUCGUAUUUUGGAUGACGAUGAACUGGGAACAAGUGAUAUUGUUCGAUUGAAACAAGGCGAUAUAACCACGGAUUUUGGCAUGUAUGUGAGUGAAUACUCCAAGGACGGAGAAGCAGAUAUGUUUGUACUUCGAAAAAAAUUCAAAGACGAGGAAACUGUAACGUUAGACGACAACUCCCACGUCAUUACAACAGUCGGUUUAUUUGCACCGAAAUUAGUUAUCGAUACCGUAAAAAUACGACCAUGUUUGUAUACCGUCAAAACAAGCGAGAAUGACGUAUCCACCGGAGUGGGGUUUGCAAAAAUCAUGAAUGCUAUACAGAAGGACGUCGCUACAAGAAAAUGUGACUUUAAAGUUCUACUCGGAAGCAUGAACCUGGAAGAAAAUUUUGAUCUUGAUAAAGAAAUAUAUAAAAAUUACAAGUAUAUCAACAUGAAAUGUAAAAUGACUGAUGGAAAGAACAAGUACACAUACAAUAUCCCCAGAUCACGUGAUCUUGCUGAUUACGUCAUCAUACUUGAUCGAGAUAAAGACGUAGAGUUUGAUGAGUGUACCAUCGGACUGCCAGGUGAUGAGCCGAAAAGAGGGAUAGAUAAGUUGAGUGACUUUGAAGAGUUGUCGACACACUACCCCUUCUCCAUUGUGGUGAAGAAACCCGAAAUCUAGUGGGAACACAAACUGUGGUGAAUUUAUUAUCACAAAGCUUAUACUUCCGCAAUUGUAAUCAAGGAGCUAUAUGUACAAGAAACACAUAUUCAUGGAGAUUUACAAAUGUUAUAGUUGCAACUUGUAUUAUA